ACCUGUGAAUUUCUAGCCACAGGUGAGAGAAGAAGUGUUUACCUUCGCAUGUCACUAGCAGUAAUAGCCAUUUCCACAAAUGUGGCCGAUGAAAUGUGCAAUAACGAGGAAGAUAAACCACAGAUUAUCAAGGAUGAAAUAUAGGUUGGUUUGAACUGUACCUGAACUGACAGGUGGAAUGUAAGCUGACAAUGAUGAAAUGAUAAAGGACCUAGAAAGAUAAUUUGAUUAUCUGAGCAGCAAGAAGCUGUCACACGCAGGGAUUAUAGACCUUCAGACCUGAAGUCUCAAUGGAUAAUCCUUCGGAUGCAUCUUCAUCCAAGUUGGCAUCCAAGAAGGUUCUUUUCUAAUGGAAUUGUGGAUUUAGUUCCUCUGAAGAAUUUGGUAUCGAAAUGGGCUUGUUUGUAACAGCAGUUGCCGUGUUACUAUGAUGCAAUAAUAUAUCAUACAUAUUGUGUGUAUGCAAUAUUUACCCCUUGCAGUUGAUUUAAACUGAGUGUAACCAAGUGUGACUUCAUUUGUCACAUAAUCAAUUACACUGCUCCAAAAGCAGGGAACAGAUUAGGCCAGAUAACAUGAAAUAUAAGAUAAAUGGUGUUAUGUGAAACAGAAAGUGGUCCACUGUUUGUUGUCACUGUGUGACACAGUGUUGUGAUAUGCUAAUAUGAUGUUAUGAAUAAUUGCAUAUGAAAUUAUGAGCACAAUAUAUGAUGUUUGUCAUAUCAAUCUUCAGGUCCUGACGCUAACAUUUCAUAAUUUUUUAAACUUGAAAGUGGACUCACAAGGAAAGCUGCGCACAAGAAUUCUUUAUUUAAGGAUAUGGCAUUGGAAAAUAAGUUUUCAUCUUUUUGUAAAGAAUUAACUCUACCUCUUUGAAAAGACAACGUGUCAGUUUUUUUUUUUUUUUCAAAGAUGUAAAGUGUAUAAUUUUGCAUCUGUUAAUUAUCUCAUACAUUCCAUUAGUUAUGAUGCUCAUUAAUAUAUUAAAUAAUAUUAUUUUACAGGUUUGCAGGUUCAGAAUUUAUCUUUAUCAGGUUGGCAGGUUCAGAAUCUGAAAUGAGAUAUUCAGAACUGUGAUAUAAAAGUUUUAAUUUUAAUUAAUUAUAUACAUAAUACUUUUACGUUAUACCAUUUAAUUUUAUGAAUUAUAAAUAUUAACAUCAUAAUUUCAGCAUACAUAAAUCAUAUAAAUUAACCAUCGUAUCGAAGCUGAGUUUAGUCAUUUUAGAUAUUUAAAUUGGUGUAGUUAUAUAGAAAUAACUACAUUGGUGAAAGCUUUUCAGGAUUAUGACUGAUUUCAGGAUUUUAAGUCUUCAUUUUGAUUGUUUUUUCAUAUGGUCUGAAUGCAAUGAGAAAUUGCAUUACUAUAAAGCUUAGCCAAAAUUGUGGUUUUGAGCAGAGUCAAUAGGGAUGAAUGUGUAAGACAAUCAGAAAUAUGUAUUUGACUAGUGAAACUUUUUAUUUUUACUGAUAUAAUUAAAAUAUAAGAUUUUCAUUCCAAAAGUGUAUUAACACUUUAAGUGUAUGUAGAGAAAAUUCAAAAUGGAGACAGCAGCACAGGAAACUCAAGUUGAAGCAGAAAAAGAGUCCAAAUGUGGGUGUGGUUAUUGGCACCCUGCAUGUCUGCAGAAAUUCUCACAUCCACCGGCUUUUCUACUAUGCAUUAGUGCUGCUGCUCUCGCACAAUCCAUUCUAGUCUCAGGGUACACGAGCAGUAUUCUAACCACUAUAGAAAAGCGCUACAGUCUACAAAGCACAGAACUUGGAGUGAUAUUCAGCAGCUAUGAAUUCACCUGUGUUUUUUUCACUGUGAUAGUCAGUUAUUUUGGAGGGCGGUCAAAGCACAACCGAGCAGCAUGGAUAGGGAAAGGCAUGGUGUUGCUAGCCUUGGGAUCAUUCCUGUUUGCAUUGCCUCAUUUCAUUGGUGGGCAAUAUCAAGUGACCUUGAACCAGAAUGCCUCGUUAGACAAUACAGAGAACCUUUGCAAUGAUGACCCUGCCACAACAGAUAUGUCAAGUGCCUGUCGUUCUAGUGUGCAAUCAGAGAAAUGGGCUUUUGCAAUAUUUCUUAUCGCUCAGAUGUUGAUUGGUGUUGGUGCCUCGCCUGUGUACACGCUAGGGCCAACCUACAUGUACGACAAUGUCAGGCGCAAUCUCUACCCCAUUUUUGCAGGCAUCAUGUACGCCAUGGCAGCCUUUGGUCCAGCCCUUGGAUUUCUGAUAGGUGCCGCCUUCAUCACACUGUAUGUGGACCCUGCCAACCCCCCACCGACCCUCACGGAGGACAGUAAGGACUGGAUAGGAGCAUGGUGGCUGGGAUUUCUACUAUGUAGCUUUAUGGGGUUAUUAGUGAGUGUUCCCCUUUUGAUGUUUCCCAAGAAGUUGGACAUAAAAGAGGAGAAUAUCGAGGUGGAAGAGGAGCCCGCCAUGAUGGGGUUUGGACAGAGUGUCAAAGACAUCCCCAGGGAACUGAAGAAGCUGUUUACAAAUACAACCUGGCUUUGUGUGAGUCUUGCCAUAGUGAUGGAGCAGUCUGUCAUCCAGGGAUUCAUAGUCUUCAUUGCUAAGUAUCUGCAAACAAUGUACGACAUUCCAGCAUCAAGAGCAAAUAUUGUCACAGGUGCUGUAGUUAUACCCAGUGCAGUGGUGGGUAUCAUCACAGGAGGUGUGGUAGUCAAAAAGUUCAAGCUCACACUGGAAGGUAUAGGCCGACUUCUGGUGUGUAUAGCCUUCCUGGCCUUCCUGGUGACACUGCCAAUAUUCUUCCUGGGCUGUGAGAGUGGAAAACUGGCAGGGGUUACCACUCCUUACAGGUUGGACGAUGUGUUGUCAACAGUCAACUUAUCAUCAGAGUGUAAUGUCAACUGUCACUGUAGUGUCCAACACUAUGCUCCAGUCUGUGACAGCCAUGCUGGAAUGGCAUACCUUAGUGCCUGUCACGCAGGAUGUCAUGUUGUCGAUGUGACACACGUAGAUGGAAUGAAGGAAAGUGUCAAGAAUUAUUCCAGUUGUGCCUGUCUUGGGUUGUCUAGUCCUCCGUCUGAUGGUUGGUCAGUAGUUGAAGGCAAGUGCAGCAGAGAAUGCAAUACUUUCAUCCCAUUUGUCCUGCUGUUGUUUCUGGUAGUUUUCCUCAUCUGCUGCGCUCAGAAUCCAGCACUUAUUAUAACUCUCAAGAGCGUGAGCAGUAGCAGCGAGAGGUCCUUUGCCCUGGGAAUGCAAUACUUCCUCUUGCGUGCUGUGGCCUUCAUCCCAGCACCAAUCUAUUUUGGCUAUCUAUUCGAUACCCAGUGUAUACUUUGGCAGCCAUCUUGUGAGAAUGGCAAACAAGGUGCAUGCUGGGAGUACAGCAUUGAGAAUUUGCCUUAUACCAUGUUUGGAAUGGCGUGCGGACUUCGUAUCCUUGGAUUCAUCUUCAUAUUAUUGACUUACUUAUCAAUAAAAAGAGAUGGACGAAGAAAAGGAUGUAUGCAGCUCGCUAAUGGUGGAAAAGAUUUAGAUCCAAAUAAAAUGGUGCACAGUGUCAGCACUGUUAGUUGCGAUACCAUGACCUCUAGUGUGAGCUCAGACAAUGGUGUCAAGCCAGUUCGUCUGGAGACUUACAUUUGAUUCAUAUCAAAAUGAUGAUAGAAUCAGUCUUAUACUGGUAGCUCUAUAUCAGUUUUGUGGGCCUUGAGUUUCAGAACCAUAAUAUCCUACCAGUGUUUCAUGUAAGUGUGUUUGCAGGGCUGAAGAGGGGAGUUUUUAAUAACCUCUUAAAACUUCUAGUGAUUAUACCAGUAUGUUAAAUGUUAGCCUAAUAAUUAUUGGGUACCCCCCCCCCCC
Lingula anatina is the source of this 3822-nucleotide messenger RNA. Its product is annotated as solute carrier organic anion transporter family member 5A1. Gene Ontology annotation, cellular component: basolateral plasma membrane. Gene Ontology annotation, molecular function: protein binding. The record is from RefSeq and is a predicted model, not a curated record. Gene Ontology annotation, biological process: transmembrane transport; sodium-independent organic anion transport. Lineage: Eukaryota; Metazoa; Brachiopoda; Lingulata; Lingulida; Lingulidae.